Molecule: messenger RNA, 2462 nt
Organism: Triticum aestivum (bread wheat)
Lineage: Eukaryota; Viridiplantae; Streptophyta; Magnoliopsida; Poales; Poaceae
Exons: 3
Coding region: 144-2123 (659 amino acids)
Source: RefSeq, a predicted model, not a curated record
CUAGACAACACGGUAUUACUUGUAAACAUGCCUACCAACAAUGCCGGCUUCACAUGCCACAACUAGUUACAAAAGACAUGGUUCAGAGUAACUGAAGCUUCCGUCUGCUAGUCUAAGGGUGUCAGAGAUAUAAGAAAACUAGCAUGCCUGGAAUGGAGGAUUUGGUCAAACUGUUCAAUGUAUGGGAAAUUCAGCUGUUUGUGCUCCUCAGUUUCACACUACAAAUUUUCUUGUUCUUUACUGGCAGCCUUCGACGGCAUAGCUGCAGCAUGCUACUAAGACUCUCCAUUUGGGCAGCUUAUCUCGGGGCAGACUUUGUAGCAGUGUAUACCCUUGGCCUCAUCUCACGACUUGGGGAUAUCACCACUGAAAUGCAUACACCAGGGGAAAUAUCACCACUGGCUUUCUUUUGGGCACCAUUUCUUCUCAUCCAUAUUGGCGGGCAGGACACUAUUACUGCCUUUGCCAUGGAAGACAACAAUUUGUGGUUGAGGCAUUUGCUGAAUCUGGUGGUGCAAUCUGUCUUAGCUAUAUAUGUUUUCUGGAAGUCCAUUGGAAGACACAGCCCGGUGCUUAUAGUGUCUGGUGUCUUUGUGUUUGUUGUUGGAAUUAUCAAGUAUGCGGAAAGAACUUGGUCUCUCAAGAGUGGUUGCUACAAAAUCUUUGAGAGCUCAAGUGGACAUCAUUACAAAAAGUUGCCACACCAUGAUAGCGCAGAGAAGAUGGACAAGGAUGGGUAUGAUAGCAUUGUUUACAUAACUCUGUGUUCAAUGCCACGUGCCCAUAAUAUCAUUUGUGGACACGACAUCUUGUCUAGUGAAGAGGAUAUUGAUCUUGUCUCCUCAUGGUGGUCAAUCGGAGAUGACAGCAAAAAGGUGAUCAAGAUAGUCGGUAUUAUUCUUAGUGUGAUGUAUGCUGAUCUGUACACUAAGGCUCUCGUGGUCAGAACAAGGAGUGCUAUCAUACUUAGAUGCAUCUCUCAGAUGUCCGCUGUUGUUGCUUUCGCUAUGUUCUUUGCAAGUGACAAGCAAAGGUAUAGCAAAACUGACAUUGCAAUCACUUAUUCCCUUUUUUGGGGAGGUUUUUUCCUAGAACUCUGUGCGAUGUUUAUUUUCAUGAUGUCACCCUGGACAUGGGCAUGGCUGAAGGUUCGGAAGUGGGAUAAGCUUGCCAUGCUGUCCUGGCUUAUUUUUUCCAGUGACCUUGGAUGGUCGGAGAAGAAGCAAUGUUUUGUCAGGUCAAUGGGACAGUACAACUAUUCGAGCUGGAUGACUGGCAAUACCCGAGCCAGAACAUUCAGUCAAGGAGUGAUGGCCAUGGUCAAAUGGUUUGCGGGUUUGGUCCAUGUUGAAAAGAAGAAAAUAUUUUGGAUGAGCAAGCUGUUAGACACAGAGUGCGUGGAUGUGGAUGAGUUCACAAUGGAGUGUAUUGCAGGGCAGAUUCGUCUCUUUAGGGAUGUAAACUCCCUUGUAGGCUACAUUAGAUUAAGCAUGCUAUGGAAUAACUUGUUGGCAAGUAUUCCAGAUUUUGGUAUUGGUAUUGUGGCGUUGCAUGUAUUGACUGAGAAACAUUUGAGUGAAGUACAUGAGGCAAACACUGCAGGAGUGGGUAUGAACAUGAUGGAGGUAUGCCGGAAACUAUCCAGAUACAUGAUGUACCUUUUGGCUACCCACCCUUCUAUGCUGCCGCUCAGUGCUAGCCCGGAAGCUAUAUUUCUUAAGGAUCCCAUAGAGCUUGAGUUUAUAGUCCAUGGGGUUCUGGGACUUGUCUUGCCAUCAAACAGGAAAAAAUUGCUCGAGGAGUUAGCUUCCGUGUGGGCGAGGCUCCUUAUUUACGCUGCAGGCAAGUCGAGGCCGGAGAGGCACAUGGAACAACUGAGCACAGGAGGGGAGUUCAUCACCUUCGUCUGGCUGCUCAUGUCCAGCCAUGGCCUCGGAGAUUCACAAUUGAAGAGGAUUGGACUCACCAAUACUAAUCCUCAAGAAAGGAGUCUGCAACAGGUAUACGCCUUCCCUGAUCAUGAAGCAGAUUCACUGGAAGAUGCAGCAAAUUCAUCGGAAGAACCUAGCAGCAGCGAGGGUGAAAUAGGAAGAGUGAGAGAGCGGGGUGAAAUAAACGGAUGAUCCAUCUGCGCCGCUUCUUGUACGUCAUGGCAUUUCUGUCUAUCUUAAGCUGGCGUCUUGGUGUGCUUCUUCUACCGUGUGAAUUGCAUUUUGGUGUGUGUGAUCAAAUAAAGCAGGUCUGCCGUUACUUUGUACUACUAGUCUGACUGUGCUACUGAUGUUUGUACUGCAUGUGCGUUCAAAAACUUGUAAUAAAUCGAAAGCGAAUAGUCCGGAUUUUUAACCCGAUAAUGCAUCGAUUGCUUGAGUCGGGUUCUGCUCUACGUUUAAAUUUGCUCCAGGCUCGGUUCAACUAGCUGUGUAAGACUUGCAUAUUGUUUCGACUGGUUUUACCUGUAG